UGCUUUUGAGGGGGUUUUGGUCCUCAUUUUGGUUUUUUCCCCCCAGAAAACCAUCGAAUCCGAAACAGUGAAAACCUCAGAAGUGAUUAAAAAGAAACUUGAAGAAAUAACGGGGACAGUUAAAGAGAGUUUGGACGAGGUCAGUAAAAGCGACCUCGGCCGCCGGAUCAAGGAGGGCGUGGAAGAAGCGGCAAAAACGGCCAAACAAUCGGCUGAGUCCGUCACCAAGGGAGGGGAGAAGCUGGGCAGGACUGCAGCCUUCAAAGCCAUCUCUCAGGGAGUAGAAACUGUUAAGAAGGAAAUCGAUGAAAGUGUUUUGGGGCAAACUGGGCCCUACAAACGUCCGGAGCGGCUCCGGAAACGAACGGAAUAUUCCGGAGAGAGGAUCAAAGAGGAGAGGAUAUUUGAGGCUAAUGAGGAGGCCAUGGGAAUGGUGCUGCACAAAGACUCCAAGUGGUACCAGCAGUGGAAAGAUUUCAAGGACAACAACGUGGUUUUCAACAGGUUCUUUGAGAUGAAGAUGAAGUACGACGAGAGCGACAACGCCUUCAUCCGAGCGUCCCGCGCCGUCACCGACAAAGUCACCGACUUGAUAGGUGGAUUGUUCUCCAAGACGGAGAUGUCGGAGGUGUUGACGGAGAUCCUCAGAGUGGAUCCCUCCUUUGACAAGGAUCGUUUCCUGAAGCAGUGUGAGCGGGACAUCAUCCCCAACGUCCUGGAGGCUCUGAUAUCCGGGGAGCUCGAGAUCCUCAAGGAUUGGUGCUACGAGGCCACUUACAGCCAGCUGGCUCAUCCCAUCCAGCAAGCCAAAGCCUUGGGGCUCCAGUUCCAUUCCAGGAUCCUGGACAUCGACAACAUCGACUUGGCCAUGGGGAAGAUGAUGGAGCAGGGACCAGUUUUGAUCAUCACCUUCCAGGCUCAGGUCGUGAUGGUGAUAAAGAACCACAAAGGAGAGGUGGUGGAAGGAAAUCCGGUGAGUGGGGGCUGGGAAAGCCUCAUCCUGCUCUUUUUCCCUCUUUUUUUUUCCCUUCCUAAAAGGCACUGGAAAAUCCUUUGCCGAACAAGGGGUUGAAGUUGUUUGGGGGGAAAUCACUCAAUUAAAAUCACUCAGUAAUAAAAUUAAUAACGAGGCUGCUGCCUCCCCACACUUCACACAAAAUAAAACCCCACACGCCCUUAUUCCAUGAAAUUCCGUGGAAUUCCAUGGAAUUCCGCCAUCCAGAAAUUGGAUUUAACGCCGUGUGUGGUUCCUGGGGAAGCCUCGGGCAGGGAAUGAUUUGUGGAGCAAAUCCCUGGCACCCCUUGGGAGUUGGGGCUGGAGUGAUGUCAAGCUGUCAGAACAUCCUUGUUCCCAGAAUUGAUGACAGAGGAGCCUCUGGAAUACCUUUAUUCCCAGGAGUUUCACUCCAGACAGCUCCAACUUGCCUCGUGCCUGUGCAAUAUUUAAGUAGCUUAAUGAUGGCUAAUGAGGGAGAUGUCUGGAGCUGGCAGUUCCCAGCUCGUUUUCCUUGGGAUUAAUACAGGUAUUUAAUAAAUAUUGGCUUUUUUUUCUUUU
This is a messenger RNA of Pipra filicauda (Wire-tailed manakin), 1555 nucleotides long. Its product is annotated as mitochondrial import inner membrane translocase subunit TIM44-like. The record is from RefSeq and is a predicted model, not a curated record. Lineage: Eukaryota; Metazoa; Chordata; Aves; Passeriformes; Pipridae. Gene Ontology annotation, biological process: protein import into mitochondrial matrix. Gene Ontology annotation, cellular component: mitochondrial inner membrane. Gene Ontology annotation, molecular function: protein-folding chaperone binding. The transcript has 9 exons. The annotation marks the transcript as partial.